Amoebophrya sp. A25 is the source of this 3990-nucleotide messenger RNA. The record is from the annotation of a GenBank genome assembly. NCBI's taxonomy places the organism in Eukaryota, Dinophyceae, Syndiniales, Amoebophryaceae.
AUUCGGCGUGAGCUUCUACCUAAAGUUUAAAGUUUUUUUAUUUGCGUAUGCUAGAUCCCGGUCUGUCCUCUAGGAGCGCUGCUCCUCUUUUAGCUUCCUAUAAUAUUUAUUCCCCCCUUUAUUAUUUUCCAUUGCGAGUCGGAAUACUUACAGUCAAGGUAAAGACUAGGUUGAUGCUAAUUUUCUCGUACAUGUAGUACAGACGUAAAUAUUUUUCUAUCUUCUUGCCCUGUAAUGAAUGAAUGACAGACGUAAAUAUUUUUCUAUCAUCUUGCCCUGUUCCUGUCUUCCUAAUGAGUAGUGUAGUUCUUCUUAGUCCGCAAGACGACGAGGAAGAGUAAUGUAGUUCUUCUUAGUCCCAAUCCCUAGUCAAGUUAUCCUUCUAUACGCAAGUAGAAGAGUACCAAGAAAAUCCGAACAAGAUGUCGAUUGCAUCUCCCUCUAAGACGUUGCUCGGUUCGGCCUCGACCGGUUCCGACAUGAUCUCCCGGCCACCGCCUCCGCAUACGUUAACCCAAGCGCAGUUGAACGAGCAGGAAAUGGUCACGUCACUGGGUCAAGUGUUUUCGCGGUACGACAGCAGGAACGAUGGAACCGUCGAUCUCGGGGAUAUACCAAACCUACUCGUAGAUUUGGGAAGGGACGUAUCAAGAGCAGCCGAAGUUGUGAAGGUAUUUUUUUCCGAACCAACUUGUGACCUUGUCAAUUACUUAACUAGCCCAAUGCACUUAAACCUAAAGAAACCUAAAUGGUUACUUUUCCUUCGACUUUGAUCCCUUCAAAAUUGUGAAUUGACUUGGCGUUUUUCCAAUUUCUUCAAUUUGUUUUUCUGCGUUUUUUUUUUCUGCAUUACAGAGUUGGUCCAUAUGAUUACCAAAAACGUCAUACUACAGUACCUGCGAGAGCUUGGCGGCACACGAGCGGGGACUAGAGGGCUUCCGCCUGUCUCCGCGAGGGGUCCAGGACCCUCUUCUUCUGCUUCUUCGAAGCAAGCGCCUAUGAGUGCGAGAGGGCCUAAUAUAACCAGAAUGGCGAAUCGCUCAGGCAUAGACGAGGUCGUGGCUGCCUUGAGGUUAAGCCUUUCCACAUUGCAUCCUGUAUCACUCCCAUACUACUUGACCUAUUUUCCAAUCGAAUGGGUACACUACUACUACUACUACUACAAUGAAAAAAGAGGUCAUCAAGGAUCAUGAUGAUGCGAAGAAUGCAAUGGGGGAAUAUCUAAUGAGACACGUUGAAAUGUCCGGAGGUAGUUCUUCCAGUAGUAGUGGAGGACAUUUUCAGAACAGCUACAACGACUACAAGAAUACUACUAGCACCAAUGCAAUCGAGAAAAUGACAACACCCUUAGCGUUGAUGAGGCGGUUAGAGCAGUACCGAAAACAAUGCGAAACGAAAGGAGACUAUGGAGAAGCAAAAAAAUCCAGAGCGAAAUACGAGGAACUGAGGUACAACUAAUGCAAGACGAGAUUGUUCAACUUCGGAGCUGUUGGCUUUACAGACUCGGCACGUCGAAUUUCUCACAUCGGUUAUUCCUUCAUCUUCACAAAGGAUUUGAAAUAAUCUUAUGUUACUUAUGUUACUAUUUUCCCUCCACGUCCACUAUUAUUUUUAUGUAUCGUCGCUCGACCAAAAUCAAUGAAUCUGUUUUUGUAGGUCUAAGGAGGUUAUACGGCAACGGAGACUAAUCGAACAAGCACAGGUGCACGAGAUAUCAGAGGUGGAGUCUGCCCAAAAGCAACAGUGUCUGGAAUUUUCAGCCGCAUGGGAUAGGUACAACAGGCUAAGUACCUAGAGCUGUUAUAGUUGUUAUUCAAUGGGUUGCGAUCUGGUCCUGCUUACGAUGGAUACUACAAUUGCAAGGCUCGUGGCCGAGGCGGCGACGGCCUAUCCUAAUAUUACAUGACCUCCACGAGCACGACCCGUUGAUAGAAGUCUUCAAUAGUUGUAGCAUACAGCACUGAAGAUACAUGAUCCUGCUCCCAGAUUUUUUCGUAAUGUAAACAUUAACUAUUGAUCCUAAUGGAGACGUUUAGAUCUUCCAAGAUCAUGCCCUUAUGAGCUAGAACUCAGUUUUACUUAGAAAAUUUACAGGUAUAUGGCGGAUUACGAGAGCACCGCUUACAUGUCGCUCGAGAAAUUGAAAGAGCAACACGCGUUGCAGUUUCAAGAACUCAAUGACCAACUCGAGAGACAACCCAGAGUGUGCAAAUUCUCUCCAGACCUGCUGGAACUGCGGAGAAAGCAGAAAGUGCUUGGAAAGCAAGGCCUCUACGAGGAGGCAAGCAAAGUCAAAGAGCAGGCUGACAGAAUGGAAAAAUGGGAGAUAGCGAAGUACUUCUUGACAACGCGUUCCUGUAGUUUUUAAAGAACGUGGUACUAGAGAAACUCGUACUUCUUCUACCUAGUUAGAGAUGUAGUUACUGGCAGAGAGGUUUUUAGUAGACUUGCGACUCAUCAUGAUCUGUACAUGAGCGAGUGAAGUUAGUACUUCUAUUUGCUACAACUUCAUAUCAUGAGCAUGAUUUCUUCGCGCGAGUGCGAACAAGCACUGAAACUUUCAUAUGUAUGAUCUUCAGGUUCGCUUCGACAAGUGUCGAUCAGGUGCAAAAACUUGAGCAGCGACUGCGUGCGCAGCAAAACAAGGCUUUAAACGCCUUGCUGAAACGAAUUCAGCGAGACAGAGGAGAGCAAAUCCGUCAGAGAAGUGUGGACAGCCGUCGAUUGUGCCAGAGGAAUAAAAACUUGAGGUCGGAUCUGGAAAAGCGGCAGCACUUCGAAUACAUAAGGGCAGACGCAGCCAUUAAAGCGAUUCUAGCGAACGCGGAGCAUGCAGAGAAACUCACGGCCAACGUGGAAGACGCAGGCUUUCUAGAAAAAUUGGGCGUGCAGGUGGACGGCACAGGGGCAAUAGAAGGGUCUAAGGGAGCCAGCAAGUCAACGCUCAGAUGAGAAUCAAUAAGUAAAUAUGAAGACCACGUCGCCUGCUCUAUCAUGUUGGCUAUCAUGUUCAUGAACGAUGGCAACAGGGACCAUCUCUAAGUAUAUGAAAGCAUAUCUUUACGUAUGUGAAGAGCAAGGUCGUGCUGGUACACACUUGAACUUGAUUCAUUCUGAUGAGCAAUUUUUUCCUCCACACACGUGAAAGCCAAAAAAACCACCCUCGUAGUUUUACCUGAUAAAAAUGUACUAGUCGUCCUUGUAGUCCUGAUUAUCACCAAUGACACCGGUGUCCUCCAAGUGACAACUGCACUGCAGAAAUGAAACAAACAGUAUUAGACGAUAUCCUCAACAAAAUGAACAAGAAUUAUGCAUAGUUGUUUUCCACCUUCUCCAUCGAGAGUUGGACCUUCCACGUCAAGUUUUCUGUUUUUCCACUCAGUUGCUAUCAAUAUUGUUUUAAAACUUUGAUCCGGCGACGAUGACGAACGAGUUGGUGCCUAAGGAGCUCGGUUGCAUCUACUUACAUGACGUAAUCGUAAAGGAGAGAGAUGAAGUAGAACAUGUUCUUGUAUUGUAGACGUCGUAGACCACCCAUAACUGUAUAAAACCUUUACUCAUUGUAGUUUUUGACACGACUGAGGGAUGAACACAGGGGAUGAAAUGACACCGAUGACGCGUAUAAUUGAUGAAGAAGGGAAUAUGUUCAACAGGUUGCUGCAUAAAAAAUGUACCAUACCAUUAUCACGACAAUGUAGUGAGGCGCAGUGUCUGUCUAGUAUCUAAACCAAUUAUGGGCUAAGAGUAGAAUUGACAACGAGAAGUGUAGCAUUAACGUAGAGUGUAACUCAUCUAGUCGUUAAAAUAAUCUUUGACAAUCAGGAAACAGUCAUUUUUGGCUGAGCGAACAGCGUAAAUAAAGCGGUUAUGAUAUCAAGGAUUGACAAGAAAGCAGGUGGAACGUCAACGUCGUUGCUGCGAAAAAUUCUCCGUAUCAUGAUGACAUUGGAUUAGUAUGAUGGAGUUGCAAAGGUCUAAGGGACCGAUACG